Ichthyophthirius multifiliis is the source of this 186-nucleotide messenger RNA. RefSeq lists its product as hypothetical. NCBI's taxonomy places the organism in Eukaryota, Ciliophora, Oligohymenophorea, Hymenostomatida. The transcript has a single exon. The record is from RefSeq and is a predicted model, not a curated record.
AUGAUUUAAAAUAAAUUAAUUUAAAAUUAAUUAUGCCUUAUAUAAAUGAUGUUAUUAAUGAAAAUGAAAAUGAAAAUCUUAUUUAUACAAGCCAUAUUAUUAUAGUUUCCCAAAUCAGUUUAAAAAAUUUAGCUUCACAAUAAAAUAUUGAAAAAUAUUUAGGUUAUUCAAGAAACUUUUAUAUGA